Indicator indicator is the source of this 1584-nucleotide messenger RNA. RefSeq names its product nemo like kinase (gene NLK). The record is from RefSeq and is a predicted model, not a curated record. The transcript has 11 exons. The coding region runs from base 1 to 1584 and encodes 527 amino acids. Gene Ontology annotation, cellular component: cytoplasm; nucleus. Lineage: Eukaryota; Metazoa; Chordata; Aves; Piciformes; Indicatoridae. Gene Ontology annotation, biological process: intracellular signal transduction; protein phosphorylation. Gene Ontology annotation, molecular function: MAP kinase activity; ATP binding.
AUGUCUCUUUGUGGCACAACAGCCAACGCAAAAAUGAUGGCGGCUUACAAUGGCGGUACGUCUGCAGCAGCAGCAGGUCACCACCACCACCAUCACCACCACCUUCCUCACCUCCCUCCUCCUCACCUCCAUCACCACCACCACCCUCAGCAUCACUUGCAUCCCGGCUCCGCAGCUGCAGUGCACCCUGUACAGCAGCAUGCCUCUUCGGCGGCUGCGGCCGCGGCGGCCGCAGCUGCGGCCGCAGCCAUGCUAAACCCAGGGCAGCAGCAGCCAUAUUUCCCAUCACCGGCACCGGGUCAGGCCCCUGGACCAGCUGCAGCAGCCCCAGCUCAGGUACAAGCUGCAGCAGCUGCUGCAGUCAAAGCGCACCAUCAUCAGCACUCACAACAUCCACAACAGCAACUGGACAUUGAGCCGGACAGACCUAUUGGAUAUGGAGCCUUUGGUGUUGUCUGGUCAGUAACAGAUCCACGAGAUGGAAAGAGAGUUGCACUCAAAAAGAUGCCCAACGUCUUCCAAAAUUUGGUCUCUUGUAAAAGGGUCUUCCGGGAGUUGAAGAUGUUGUGUUUUUUUAAGCAUGACAAUGUACUCUCUGCCCUCGACAUCCUCCAGCCUCCACACAUUGACUAUUUUGAAGAAAUAUAUGUUGUCACUGAAUUGAUGCAGAGUGACCUCCAUAAGAUCAUCGUCUCUCCUCAGCCACUCAGCUCAGAUCAUGUCAAAGUUUUUCUUUACCAGAUUUUGAGAGGUCUGAAAUAUCUACAUUCUGCUGGCAUUUUACAUCGAGACAUUAAACCAGGGAACCUCCUUGUGAACAGCAACUGUGUUCUGAAGAUUUGUGAUUUUGGAUUGGCCAGGGUGGAAGAAUUAGAUGAAUCUCGCCACAUGACUCAGGAAGUUGUCACUCAGUAUUACCGAGCUCCAGAAAUCCUGAUGGGCAGCCGCCACUACAGCAAUGCCAUUGACAUCUGGUCUGUAGGCUGCAUCUUUGCAGAGCUGCUGGGCCGAAGGAUAUUGUUUCAGGCACAGAGCCCCAUCCAGCAGCUGGAUCUGAUCACAGACCUGCUGGGCACGCCGUCGCUGGAAGCGAUGAGGACGGCUUGUGAAGGUGCCAAGGCACAUAUACUCAGGGGUCCUCAUAAACAGCCAUCCCUUCCUGUCCUAUAUACACUCUCCAGUCAAGCUACACACGAAGCAGUUCAUCUCCUUUGCAGGAUGUUGGUCUUUGAUCCAUCCAAGAGGAUAUCUGCUAAGGAUGCCUUAGCUCACCCGUACCUGGACGAGGGGCGGUUGCGAUACCACACCUGUAUGUGUAAAUGUUGUUUUUCCACAUCCACUGGGAGAGUUUACACGAGUGACUUUGAACCCAUCACUAACCCCAAAUUUGAUGACACUUUUGAAAAGAACCUCAGUUCUGUUCGGCAGGUGAAAGAAAUAAUUCAUCAGUUCAUUUUGGAACAGCAGAAAGGAAACAGAGUGCCUCUCUGCAUCAACCCUCAGUCUGCUGCUUUUAAGAGCUUUAUUAGUUCCACGGUUGCUCAGCCAUCUGAGAUGCCUCCAUCUCCACUGGUGUGGGAGUGA